This is a messenger RNA of Balaenoptera acutorostrata (minke whale), 3121 nucleotides long. It is a transcript of the gene RXFP3, whose product is annotated as relaxin family peptide receptor 3. NCBI's taxonomy places the organism in Eukaryota, Metazoa, Chordata, Mammalia, Artiodactyla, Balaenopteridae. The record is from RefSeq and is a predicted model, not a curated record. Gene Ontology annotation, biological process: G protein-coupled receptor signaling pathway; immune response. Gene Ontology annotation, molecular function: G protein-coupled receptor activity. Gene Ontology annotation, cellular component: membrane.
AUGAAAACAAACUUGAGUCCACGUCUGUCUCUCACUGCCUCCGAUAUCACCAGUGAGAGCCCUGCAGGAGAAGAUGACACCAUUUGGCAUGGAGCUGCAUAUGUGGCUGGCCGAUGGCUCAAAAAAGUUGAAGGAAGAGAUCUAGUGGGCAUUGCAGGAGCUGUGACCCCAGCUGCUGCCCAACGCCAAAGAGGCUCCUUGGGAGCCCGCGGCCUCGGUUUGGCGGGUGGGAAUGCAACUCGCGGGAACGCUGCGGGCAACUCCCUGGGAGCUGACAACAGCGGAGAGACGGAGACGCGAAGCAGCGAGGGCAGCAUCGAAAGCCCUCCAGAGAGUCAGAGCGAGGUACAGAACUCUGUUCAGAAACCUCGUCCGUGCAACUGCGGAGGAAAGCGACAAAGGUAUUUGAAAGAGAAGGAGAGGGCCCCCAAUAGCGGCCUUGAGCGGCAGGGCGGGUAUGCGCUAAGGCACCUGCGCAGGCAGGUGGCCGCUGCAGCCGCGAAAGCCACCAUGAAUAAGGCGGCUGGGGGGGACGAGCUCGCAGAACUCUUCAGUCUGAUCCCGGACCUUCCGCAGGUGACCAACACUAGCGGCAACGCGUCGCUGCAGCUCCAGGACUUGUCGUGGGAGCUGGGGCUAGAGUUGCCGGCCGGCGCGGCGCCAGGGCAUCCCCCGGGCGGCGGCGAGGCAGAGAGCGCGGACACCGAGGCCCGGGUGAGGACCCUCAUCAGCGUGGUGUACUGGGUGCUUUGCGCGUUGGGGCUGACGGGCAACCUGCUGGUGCUCUACCUGAUGAAGAGUAAGCAGGGCUGGCGCCAGUCCUCCAUCAACCUCUUCGUCACCAACCUGGCGCUGACGGACUUUCAGUUCGUGCUCACCCUGCCCUUCUGGGCUGUGGAAAACUCCCUCGACUUCAGAUGGCCUUCUGGCAAGGCCACGUGUAAGAUCGUAUCCACAGUGACGUCCAUGAACAUGCACGCCAGCGUCUUCUUUCUCACCUCCAUGAGCGUGGCGCGCUCCUCGGUGGCCUUGGCUCUUAAGAGCCACCGGACCCGAGGGCACGGCCGGGGCGACUGCUGCGGCCGGAGCCUGGGGGACAGCUGCCGCUUCUCGGCCAAAGCACUGUGCGUGUUGAUCUGGGCCUCGGCCGCGCUGGCCUCGCUGCCCAAAGCCAUCUUCUCCACCACGAUCGAGGUGAUGGGCGAGGAGCUGUGCCUGGUGCGCUUCCCGGGCAAGUUGCUGGGCCGCGACAGGCAGUUCCGGCUGGGCCUCCACCACGUGCAGAAGGUGCUGCUGGGCUCCGUGCCGCCGCUGGGCGUCAUCAGCCUGUGCUAUCCGCUGCUGGUGCGCUUCACCUGCGACCACCGCGUGGCAGGGACCGAAGUGGGAGCCUCAGCAGCCGGGGGAGGCCUGGCCAGAGCCAGCGCCCGGAGACGCUCCAAGGCCACCAAAUCAGUGACCAUCGUGGGCCUAUCCUUCGUCCUGUGUUGGCUGCCUCAUCAGGCACUCGCCACCUGGAGCAUCCUCAUCGAGCUCAACGCGGUGCCCUUCAGCCAAGAGUACUUCCUGUGCCAGGUAUACGCGUUCCCGGUGAGCGGGUGCCUGGCGCACUCCAACAGCCGUCUCAACCCCAUCCUCUACUGCCUCGUGCGCCGCGAGUUCCGCAAAGCGCUCGAGAAUCUACUGUGGCGCCUCGCGUCGCCUUCUCUCGCUAGCAUGCGCCCUUUCGCCGCCGCCACCAAGCCGGAGCCCGAGGCCCAGGGCCGGCAGGCCCUGGCGCCUCUCCACCAGGCCGCGGAGCCCGACAUGCUCUACUAUCCGCCCGGCGUGGUGGUCUACAGCGGGGGGCGCUACGACCUGCUGCCCAACAGCUCCGCCUACUGACGCAGCCUGAGGCCCGGGGUACGCAGGAACUGCCAAGUGGCCUUCCCUCGGCGGAAAAGAGUAGAGCGGAUUAGGGGAUGCUGGGGGCCCCCGGAUCAAGAGGUAGGAGGGACGAGGAGAGAGAGAAGCACAAAAGAGCAGCCUAUGAAGUGGCCGGGGGACCUUGUCCGGAGAGGGGAGGCUGCGAACCCAGGUGGAGAGAGGAAGGUGGCAAAGUGGCCGAGACCAGCCUCAAUGGACCAAGCCACCAGCCUCCGUCCCCCUUGUCUCCACGCACACCCCUUCCUCUCCUUAUGCUGUCAACGCUGGGCAGUGUGGGGCGCCCAGAAGCGGAAAAAGGCAUCGGGAAUGUAAAGCAGCUCGGGGACAAGGAAGAGGGCCUCAGCCAAAUGGCGCGCAGACAACUGAGCGCACUUAUUCCAGCGACUCCCCCCACCCCCGCCCCGGCUCUUGAAAGGGUCCUCAAGGUGCAUCCAGUCGGGUGAGCCACUCACAAAACCUUUGCACCUUGGCUCUGGGACUGCUCGGGCGCGAAGGUCUGAUUUGCUGCUUGGCUGAGCGGAGAGCCUAGAGUAUGGGACCAAGAAACUUCUUCGGAGUUGGAAGAAAGGAGUGACAAUCUUGUUCCGCCCUCAGGAGAAAUGCACCGCGAGAGAGCGACCUCCCGUGGGGCGUAUGGUUUAUCACUUGGGAUGGGGAGAGCGGACACACGCGGAGCCCGACUGAGACCCUGCACGGCCUCUGCGCUCACAGGUCGCCGAGACCAAAACCCUCCGGCGUGCGUGUGAGAGCCCCUUCGCGGGGGAGUGGAGUCUCUGCGGGACGGAGCGGACGCAGUGUAGUUCGAGGGGCUGAAUAGAGAGACCUCUUCAGGCUACGACCCCUAAAGGAGAAAGGGGGGCUCUCUGGGUCCCCCAGCAGCGACUGCGCCGUGCGCUGGAAGCUGGGCGUCUGGGUUCCCCUGAGAGCCGUGUGGGUACCUGGAGACACUCCUUGCGUUCGGGGCUGCGCGCUGCAAGUGAGCUGUGCCCAGGAGCAACUUGAACAGGUCUGAGUAGACACGUUACUGGGACUGGGGACUCUUCUGCAGCCUCUCCCCCCUCACUCUUUGGGAAUCGGAAUGCCGGUUUGAUUGAGGCUCUGGACCAGCGAGUAGGGGGAUCGUUCGGCCGCGUUUUUCAUUGGCUUAGAUGGAAGAUUAAGAGAUGCCGUAGAAAUGUGAUUCCUGAAACCCGAA